This is a messenger RNA of Eremothecium sinecaudum, 3645 nucleotides long. RefSeq names its product mRNA-binding protein RRP12 (gene RRP12). Lineage: Eukaryota; Fungi; Ascomycota; Saccharomycetes; Saccharomycetales; Saccharomycetaceae. The record is from RefSeq and is a predicted model, not a curated record. The transcript has a single exon. Bases 1 to 3645 code for a protein of 1214 amino acids.
AUGGAAUCUGAUAAAGUUGAGAAAGUCUUAGAUCUCGAUGAGAAAUUCUCCAAGAUUAGGUCUCAUAUGAGAUCAAAGUUGGAUAAUCAGAAGCAUAUUGCGAUCAUUUUGUCCGCUGUGGAAGAGAAUAUGGAUGAACAACAUGCUCCCAGCAAGAAUGUUGUCAAUUACUUUAUAUCAUUUAUGUCCUUAGUGGACCAGUCUAUUGACGAAAAUACUAAAGAAAUAAAAGAUCUGCAAUUAGCAUCAUCGUCAAUAUAUUUGUUGGACUUACUUUUCCCACAUAUCCCAAAAAAACUACUUAGAUCGAAGUUUGGUGAACUAUUAACUAAAAUUGCCCCAUGUAUUACUGAUAGUGCUGCUACUCCUGCAUUAAUUAGGUCUUCCAUUGGUUGCUUAGAAUCUCUACUAAUAGCACAGGAUUCUCAAUGUUGGAACAAUGAGAAGGAAUUAUCUGUUAAUCCAAUCACAGGGUUAAGUGGUUUGUUAGAAUUAUCUCUAGAUUCUAGAUCAAAGAUUCGGAAGAGAGCACAGGAAGCUAUCGCAAACAUUUUGAAGAACCCACCUCCUUCUCCUACUGCGGAGCAUAUUGCCUCGCCUUUGGUGGGUAACUUCGUUGUUAAAUCAUUGGCUGGUAUUAUUGAUGAAAUAUCUAAUCUUUCAAAUAAGAAGAUGAAAGCGAUGAAUGGAGCCGAUGAGCUGCAUGCUAAAAGUAUACACAUAUUGCAACUGAUUUCUACUAUUGUAUCUGUGAAACAGUGGCCGUCUCUACUGACAGAACAGUUGUGUGAUCUUUUGCUUGAAGUUUCGAAGUCCUCUAACGAAUUCCUUGUCUCGAAAGCUUUUGGUUGCUUUGAAGUGCUAUUUCAAGUUAUGGCAGAAUCUAGUGUCUCCUCUGGUCUUGCUGAAGAUAAGUUUUUGACCGUGUUGGACAUAAUUUUUUCAUUAAAACCAUCAAAGGCUGACAUAAAUAUUGCAGUUGCAUGGAUUGCAGUUGUAGCUAAGGGCAUUACUACUUAUGCAUCUUAUCAACCAUUGAAAUGUAUGAUUAAGCUACCAGAAAUUUUUGACAUACUCUCGUUCUACUUAUCGAGUGAGACGCAGGAAGUCUAUUUCAGCGCUUCGCAGUGCAUGAUCACAAUCAUCAGAAAUGCGAUAAGGGAUGAGUUGUUACUGUAUCCACCAUCAGUUACUGAAGAAAUUUAUGAAAAUGUCGAUGAUAUUAUAUCUACGUUGGCAGAAAAGUUCACCAGUUACUUGUCAAUAGGUUACACCCAUUGUGCUAAGGAAAGCCUUCAAAUUUUAGUUGCCGCCUUUAAGAAGCUAAGAUACAGAUGCAACCCAGAUUUCAUUAAACCACUCGAGAUUGUCGGUGAAUGGAGAACAGAUGAGGAGAGGUACUUAGAUUUUAAAGCUGAAUCCGAGCAUGUCAUAGGUGCUGCAAUACAGGCGAUUGGUCCUGGAGCUGUAUUAGGUUGUUUGCCAUUGAAUUUAGACAGUCAGUGUAACAGCAAACCAGGCAGAGCAUGGCUGCUGCCUUUAAUAAGAGACCAUACAAAGCAUAGUGAGUUGUCCAUAUUUGUAAAACAACUUAUGCCAUUGAUUGAACACUUUGAAUCCAGGUGCAUUAAUCUUGAUAAAGAAUCAGUAACACUUAAAUUAUACCAAACAAUUAUUGACCAGCUUUGGUCGACUUUGCCACGUUUCUGUGAAUUACCAACAGAUUUGAGAGUUUCAUUUACAGAUGAGUUUGCCUCCAGUUUGUCUUCUACUAUGUACUCGAAAGUGGAAUUGAGAACCGUUAUUUGCAAUUCUCUGAAAGUCUUGGCUGAAAGUAACUCGUUACACUUAAAUGGUACACAGGGUGAUGAUCUAUUACUAAACCAACAGGUCCCUCCUAGUGAAACUAAACUGAACAUUGAAUACUUAUCCUCUAAAGCCCCAAAAAUUUUGGCAGUAUUGUUUAACAUAUACACGAAUACUGCUCCAAAUGCGAGGGGCUACAUUAUAGAGGCAAUUGAAGCAUACUUAAAUAUUACACCAGCUGACGAGUUGACAAAAACCUUUAAUAAUGUGUGCUCUUUGUUAAAGAAUGCCAUGGAUGAAGAGUCCUCUGCAAAAAAGUCUCGUGGAAAGGUCAACCUUAGUGCAACAUUAUUGGACAUCGUUGUGGCUAUGACUGCCUUUGUUCCUGCGUCUUCAUAUCCUGCAUUGCUCAGUAUAUUUAGCACAACAGUGAACUCAUCAGACGUUUUAACUCAAAAAAGAGCUUAUAGAAUAAUUGCCACUCUAACAAAAUUGGAAAAUGCCUCAAACGCUGUUAACUCUUACGUUUCUGAUAUUGAAAACGUUAUUUUAGAUGCUGCGAAAUCUGUUCAAACAGCAUCCAAAGCUUCUCGAUUGAUUGCAAUUAAGACUUUAAUUGAAAUUCUUCCUUCUGAUCAUCUUCAAUUUAUUGUGAAAGUCGCACCUGAAGUCAUUCUAUGCUGUAAGGAUGUUAACGAAAAGUCUAGAGAAGCUGCAUUUGGCUCUCUUAUUGCAAUGGGGAAGAAAAUGGCCGAUCCAAACGGUGUUAUUAAAUUGUCAACAAUUUCAGGAUAUGAUCCAAAAACUCCUGAUCAACCAUCAUCGAUAUCAGAGCUGUUCAAAAUUAUAUCCGCUGGUCUGAUCGGUGAAUCUCAGCAUAUGGUUAGUGCGACGAUUGGUGCAUAUUCAUGCUUAUUCUUUGAAUUUAAGGAUGCAGUUGAACCAUCCAUGUUAAUGGAAAUCUAUGACACUAUUGAGCUAUACAUGACCUCUAAUUCAAGAGAAAUUGUUAAGAGUGCAAUUGGUUUUUGUAAGGUGUGUUGUUUGAGUUUACCGGACGAGUUUAUGAGACCGAAAGUUCCUGCAUUGUUACCAAAGUUGUUACGUUGGUCACAUGAACAUACUGGUCAUUUUAAAGCAAGGGUGAAGCAUAUCAUUGAAAGACUAAUCAGAAGGUUUGGUUAUGAUUUUGUAGAGGCAAACUUUCCUAUUGAGGAUAGGAAGCUUCUGACGAACAUUAGAAAAACCCGUAAUAGGAACAAGAGAAAGGCAGCAGAGGAUUCAGAAAACGCUAAUGCUACAGCAGUUUCAUCCACAAAGAGUUCUCGUUUCAGUUCCGCUUUUGAUGAGGCAAUUUACGAGUCGUCCGAAGACGAAAGCAGUGAUGAUGAAAAUGCGCAAACCAAGAAGAAGCACUCAAAGCAAUAUAUUGUUGAAUCUAAGGAUACACCACUGGAUCUCUUAGAUAGUCAGGCUUUAGCGCAUAUAUCUUCAACGAUACCCAAGAAAUUUAAGAAGCAACAAAAAGGCAGAUCUAUCGAAGACUCUACAUUUAGCUUUGACGCGGAAGGUAAAUUAGUGGUUAAAGAUUCAGAACAAGGCUUGGAAGACGAUCCAUUGUCUUCUAUCACUAGUGGGCUCAAUUCAUACCUUGAAGCAGUAAAGAAUGGUCCUAUAAAGGGCCAGAAGGGUAGGCUAAAGUACAAGAAAGGUAAGCGAUCCGGUAACGAUUCUGAUGAUGAUGUUGCAGAAGAUUUCGAUUUGCCAAAUAGGUCAGCUACUACUAAUAGUAAAAUUGGAAAGAAGAAGGGCAUGUUCAAAAACAAAAGAAAAUUGUAA